UUUUUUUUAUAAAUAUUUAUACAUUUCGGUUAAACAAUGAGUCAACAAAAAUUAACAUCAAAUCCUCGUGGUAUUCCUAGUUCACCUUUUGUGGAACGCGUUGAAGACUAUGUUUCUGAAGCAGAACCUGUUGAGGUUGUGUUAAGAAAGUUUCAAGAAGCCAUUAGUAAAUAUAAAUUUAUGGAAAUCAAUUUAUUACAGCGUAGAAAAGUAUUAGAAGAAAAGAUUCCCGAGAUCGAAAAGACGAUUGCCAUGGUCGAUGUGUUGGCAGAAAAGAAGGAUUCAGAUGAACCCUUAUAUACUGAUUUUGAAUUAAACGACACAUUAUAUGCCAAAGCUAAAAUCGAAGCCUCUGGUACUGUCUAUCUUUGGUUAGGUGCUAAUGUGAUGCUUGAAUAUACUUUUGAAGAAGCCAAGGAUUUGUUAACAUCAAAGCUUGAAACAGCCAAAACGUCAUUAAAAAACACAUUGGAAGAUCUUGAAUUCUUGAGAAGCCAGAUUACAACUAUGGAAGUCAAUACUGCACGUGUAUAUAAUUGGGAUGUUAAACAAAGACGACUCUUGCGAGAGAAACAAGCCUCAACUGUGGAAGCUUCUGCUUAAUACAUGUUCUUAUUUUAUACACAUUUGUGUUGUAGUUUAUACAAUUCGGAAGCUAAAAAUAAUAAUAAUAAUAAUAAUAAUAAAAAAUACGAAUCCACACAUUUC
Cokeromyces recurvatus is the source of this 708-nucleotide messenger RNA. RefSeq names its product Prefoldin subunit-domain-containing protein. The record is from RefSeq and is a predicted model, not a curated record. Gene Ontology annotation, molecular function: tubulin binding. Gene Ontology annotation, biological process: microtubule-based process; protein folding; tubulin complex assembly. The transcript is spliced from 5 exons. Lineage: Eukaryota; Fungi; Mucoromycota; Mucoromycetes; Mucorales; Mucoraceae. Bases 37 to 603 code for a protein of 188 amino acids. Gene Ontology annotation, cellular component: prefoldin complex; cytoplasm.